CGAGGAGGGCGACGAUCGCAGUGCGCGCCCCUCUUGGCCCCCUCGAAUUGGCGCUCAGCCUCCGCGCAGGGAGGACGAGCCCGCUCUCUUGCUGCCUGGCGCGCCCCGAUCGCGUUGGAAAGGAAGGCAAGAGAUGAUCGCUGCCUGACCUGCCGCCCGCCCGUCCUUUCGCCGCCGCGCGCCCCCCAGUGCUUCUCCGCCCCCUGCCUCCGGCUUGCCUGCCCGGCCUUUUCCCUUCCCGACCUGUCUCUCCGAAGCGUCCGCAGUUCCGCUUUCCCGGCCAAAUCUCGGCUCAGGCUGCCUUCUCCAACUUUGUGCCGGUUGGAGAGGGAAAGCGUCGCGGGCUCGUCUGGCUGCGAGAGAGACACACACAGAGGGAGAGAGGGGGGGAGGGAGGGAGGGAAAGGGGGAACAUCAGGGGAGGAAGGAAGCGACCGGUCGAUCGUCGGCGCUUGCUGUGGCUUCGCGACCAUGGAGUACACCGCGUCCCCCAAACCUCAGCUCUCCUCGCGGGCCAACGCCUUCUCCAUCGCGGCGCUCAUGUCCAGCGGGAGUUCCAAGGAGAAAGAAAGCCCCGAGAACACCAUCAAGCCUCUGGAGCAAUUUGUGGAGAAGUCUUCUUGCUCUCAGCCUCUGAAUGACUUACCCGGUUUGGAUGCCCAUGGAGACUACAGCAGCAGUGGGAGCCCCUCCACUCUGUGCACCGAACCCCUCAUUCCCACCACCCCGGUCAUCCCCAGUGAGGAGAUGGCCAAGAUCUCUUGCAGUUUGGAGACCAAGGAGCUUUGGGACAAAUUCCAUGAACUGGGCACUGAAAUGAUCAUCACAAAAUCAGGAAGAAGAAUGUUUCCAACCAUCAGGGUUUCCUUUUCUGGUGUGGAUCCGGAAGCCAAAUUCAUUGUACUCAUGGACAUUGUUCCAGUAGACAAUAAGCGAUACAGAUAUGCCUACCACAGAUCUUCGUGGCUGGUUGCUGGCAAAGCUGACCCACCUCUGCCUGCAAGGCUGUACGUGCAUCCGGAUUCUCCCUUUACAGGGGAACAAUUGCUGAAGCAGAUGGUAUCCUUUGAAAAAGUGAAGCUCACAAACAACGAGCUGGAUCAGCAUGGUCACAUAAUCUUGAAUUCAAUGCACAAAUAUCAGCCAAGGGUGCAUAUCAUCAAGAAGAAAGACCAUACAGCUUCCCUGCUUAACCUGAAAUCUGAAGAAUUCCGAACAUUUAUUUUUCCAGAGACUGUGUUUACUGCUGUCACUGCCUACCAGAACCAAUUGAUAACCAAGCUGAAAAUUGACAGUAACCCUUUUGCUAAAGGAUUCAGGGACUCUUCUAGACUCACUGAUAUUGAGAGAGAAAGUGUUGAGAGUCUUAUUCAGAAGCAUUCCUAUGCCCGAUCUCCGAUCAGAACCUACGGAGGUGAGGAUGAAGCUCUGGGAGAUGAGAGCCAAGCAACACAAAGCCGAGGGUCUGCUUUUACCACAUCCGAUAACUUGUCCCUGAGUUCCUGGGUCUCUUCGACUUCCAGCUUUCCAGGAUUCCAGCAUCCACAACCCUUGACUGCUCUUGGCUCUGGCACUGCCUCCAUAGCCACUCCCAUUCCACAUCCCAUCCAAGGAUCCCUCCCUCCCUACAGCCGCCUGGGAAUGCCUCUCACCCCUUCAGCCAUUGCCAGCUCCAUGCAGGGAAGUGGUCCCACAUUCCCUUCUUUUCACAUGCCUCGGUACCACCAUUACUUUCAACAAGGGCCUUACGCUGCCAUCCAGGGACUGCGCCACUCCUCAGCUGUCAUGACCCCCUUUGUAUGACUGACCCUGAGAGAAACGAGAGCCAGGACAUGGCACGAAAAUCCUGGUGGAUGUGUCAGAAAGGCCUGCAGAGGAAGAAUAGAGCAACUCCUGAGAAAACCAGUUGGCAUAAAACAUUCUGGAGUUUGACGUCUCUCCCGAGAGUGUGAUGGACGCAGCUUGGAGGGUGUGAGGAGCUCAAAGGGGACUCCAAAUGGCACCAGGUCUGUAAUUAAACAAUGAAUGAGUGGAAGGUGCAUUGUAACCACUGGAUAAGAGACUAUGUUCUGACAAUAGUGUAUAGUUCAGAGCCUGGGAGAUGUUUUUUGUUUGGCCAACAACUCCGAGAAUACAACAGCCAGUUUGGCUCUGGCCAAGCUGUGGCACAGGGUGGUGGUGGUAUUUUGAGAUUUGUAGUCCAAAGAAGGAAGUUUCCAAGCUCUAGUAUAUUGUGUAUGUUUCCCCCUCCCAACAGAGACAAAAGAGGCAAUACUAUGUUAUUAAUUUCACUGCUUCACAUCCACAUAUGAAGGGGCCAGGGGGACUGUUUGGUUUUUAGCAUGGUUAGGUAAUUUCAUCUUUAGGUCCACUACCAAGGAAAGCAGAGGAGAAAUGCUGUUCAUCUUUCCCUCCAUUGCUAUUAAUUGCUUUAUAUUAAAAUACCAGUCUCAGCCCAUUAUAACUAUUGGACAGAUUCCACUGGGAUUCCUCCUGCAUGAGUCCUGUGGGAAUGAAAGUGGUUGUGCAAAUGCAGCAGUGCUCUUGUGAAAUUGAAAAGCAUGCACCCUUGUCCAACUCAUUCCCCCCCCCCUUCCCAGAAGCUGAGUUUGGGGAGAGUAUGACCUGUUCAAUGUUCCUGCACCCCAAACCACAAAGCAAUGUUUUCCCUAUAUAUUUCUUUCUCCAUUUGCAAGGCUAUGCUACUUCAGGCUUGUCAUACAGAAAUGUGCCUCAGAAAUUUGUUUGUGUUUCUUGGAUUGACAAAAUGUAAGUAUCAAUUAGCUAGAACUGCAUUCGUUUUUGAAGAUCUCAGAGUCUGACAUCUGAAUAAGAAACAUCUUCACACUUCAGCCUAAAGCAGUGGUUCUUAACCUUUGUUACUCGGAUGCUUUUGAACUGCAACUCCCAGAAACCCCAGUCAGGACAG
Pogona vitticeps (central bearded dragon) is the source of this 2929-nucleotide messenger RNA. It is a transcript of the gene TBX20, whose product is annotated as T-box transcription factor 20. The record is from RefSeq and is a predicted model, not a curated record. Gene Ontology annotation, molecular function: DNA-binding transcription factor activity, RNA polymerase II-specific; RNA polymerase II cis-regulatory region sequence-specific DNA binding. Gene Ontology annotation, biological process: regulation of transcription by RNA polymerase II; positive regulation of DNA-templated transcription; cell fate specification. NCBI's taxonomy places the organism in Eukaryota, Metazoa, Chordata, Lepidosauria, Squamata, Agamidae. Gene Ontology annotation, cellular component: nucleus; chromatin.